ACAUCCGCUAUUGAGAGAUGGACCUACCUACCUAGGUAAUAGUCAUUAAACUCCAUGGGGUUACAUUAGGAGUAACGCCUCAUCGUUCCGCUAUAUGGAUGUGAACGAUCCAGAAAAGAGUCAAGAAGCAUACCUACCUAGGUACCUAGGUCUUAGGCACAUAAAAUCUGCCAUUCUCAUACUCACAUCCCUAGAACUUCCAGGCAAAUACAGGUAGAUGGCUAAACAACCCAUCAAUUCUAUCAUCGCCAUCAAAUUACUCCUUACUUAAUAUCGUCUCUAGCCAGACAAGAUGCUGUCCCCGGUCAUUACUACCCUUACUGUCCUUGCUGGACACACACUCGCUGCUCCUUCGCCGUUAUCCGCCCGAGUCGGGCAGGCGGCAGCGCAGGCGUUUACGACAACUUCAGACCUCAAAAAUAAACUUAGCGCCGUCGACCCUCCGUUGCCUGGCAUCGGUAACCCGGGAGGCGCAUCAACGUGGAGCUUAAGCAUCGAUGACACAGAAGCCGGAUAUAAACAAAAAAUCAGCGGAUUCGGUGGCUCGGUAACAGAUGCAACAGUCACCGUUUUGAAUGCACUUUCUUCAGACCUACGGUCUCAGCUACUGAAAGAAUUGUUGACUUCCGAUGGAGCCAACCUUAGCUUGUUGCGACAUACAAUUGCAGCGUCAGACUUGUCCGGUCCCCCCGCUUACACAUAUGACGAUAAUAGCAAUAGCGCGGAUCCUAGUCUAAGCAGCUUCUACUUGGGAGACCGUGGGACGGCUAUGGCAAAUUUGCUGAAAGAAAUAAAAGAAAUCCGCUCUGAUGUCACCAUCUUCGGAAGUCCGUGGAGUGCGCCAGGCUGGAUGAAGCUGAACAGGGCACUCACCGGAAACGCCAACAAUAACUCGCUAGAUUCUCAAUACUAUAGCCAAUAUGCCCAAUACUUUAUAAAGUAUCUCCAGGCCUAUGCCGGGCUUGGUGUCACCGUCGAUGCGAUCACCAUUCAGAACGAGCCACUCAACAGUCAAGGGAACGGACAUAUAACCAUGUUGCAGAAAGCCGACGAGGCUGCAAGGGUGACACGCGAUUACAUCGGGCCAGCUCUACGUGGCGCCGGCUUGAAUACACAGAUUUGGGCAUACGAUCACAAUACGGACACGCCUAGCUACCCACAGACGGUUAUCGACGUAGCAAGCGAGUAUGUUCAGGCUACUGCGUGGCACUGCUAUGCUAGCAAUCUCGAUUGGACUGUCCUUACCGAUUUUCAUAACGCAAAUCCCAGAAAAUCGCAGUAUAUGACCGAAUGCUGGACCUCGCCUCGGACAUCGUGGUAUCAGUCUUCUAAGAAUACUGUUGGCCCGCUGCAAAACUGGGCCGAAGGCUCUCUGAUGUGGACUCUAGGCACAUGGACCGAAGCCUCGGACGGCACCUUUGGUCCUUACAUACCUGGCGGUUGUUCAACAUGCCGCGGCCUGUUCGUGGUGGACGAAGCUGCAAAGAGCUAUGAGUACACUGUCGACUACUACAUCUUAGCCCAGUUCUCUAAAUAUAUUCCCACGGGCGCAACCAUCCUAAGCGGUUCUGGUAGUUAUAGCUAUGACGGGUACUCGGGCAUCCAGUCCGUCGCCUCGAUGAAUCCAGACGGCACGCGGACGGUCGUCGUUGAGAAUACCUUCGCCAGCGAUGUUUAUCUUACGCUGAAUACCACCAGUGGCGAGCAAUGGAGUGGUAGCCUGCUUGGCAAUAGUGUCACGACUUGGAUUCUACCGUGAUUUAUGUGCUGUGGUACGUAGGUAUCUACACGUCCUCUUGUGGCCACCCUCAAAUUAUUUCCAAUCAGCCCAUCGGCAAAGCGUUACGUGGAUCCCGGAACAAGCCGCUGGCUUAACCAUACUCUAGAUCGAAGAGCUUGGGUUUGCAUGUGGGCGAGUACGUGUGGAUUCCCAUUUGUUUCAGCAAGUACAGGAGUACGAAGGUCGCUGGCAACGACGGCAAGU
Molecule: messenger RNA, 1984 nt
Organism: Annulohypoxylon maeteangense
Lineage: Eukaryota; Fungi; Ascomycota; Sordariomycetes; Xylariales; Hypoxylaceae
Product: glycoside hydrolase family 30 protein
Exons: 3
Coding region: 293-1759 (488 amino acids)
Biological process (GO): glucosylceramide catabolic process
Molecular function (GO): glucosylceramidase activity
Source: RefSeq, a predicted model, not a curated record